Messenger RNA from Geosmithia morbida, 1284 nucleotides. RefSeq lists its product as uncharacterized. The coding region runs from base 1 to 1284 and encodes 427 amino acids. Gene Ontology annotation, cellular component: peroxisomal importomer complex; peroxisome; peroxisomal membrane. The transcript is spliced from 2 exons. Gene Ontology annotation, molecular function: protein binding. Gene Ontology annotation, biological process: protein import into peroxisome matrix, docking. Lineage: Eukaryota; Fungi; Ascomycota; Sordariomycetes; Hypocreales; Bionectriaceae. The record is from RefSeq and is a predicted model, not a curated record.
AUGGCCUCGCCUCCUAAGCCCUGGGAGAGGGCUGGCGCCGGUGCGGCGACUGCCACGGCCACACCCGUCGCGUCGACGACCACCGCGACACCCUCGACUACCGCCACAUCCUCUGCUGCACCACCCGUGCCUGAGAAACCGUCGUCCCUCGCCUCGGCAGCCAACCAGAACACCUCAAACUACAGCCGCAUGGGGGGCUCGCCCAUGGGGGCGUCGCCGUACGGCGGCGGAUACGGCGGCGCGUACGGUGGCAGCGCGUACUCGUCCCCCUACUCGAGCCCGUAUUCGCGCUUCGGAAACGGCAUGAUGGGCGGUGGGAUGUACGGAGGAGGCAUGUACGGCGGUGGCAUGAUGGGUGGCGGCAUGUAUGGUGGUAUGCCGGGGGGCAUGAUGGGCAACGACCCCAACAGCCUGACCAACCGCUUCAGCAACAGCACUGCCGCCACUUUCCAGAUGCUCGAGGGGAUCGUCGCUACGUUUGGCGGUUUCUCUCAGAUGUUGGAGAGCACGUACAUGGCUACGCACUCGAGCUUCUUUGCCAUGGUCUCGGUAGCAGAGCAAUUCAGCAACCUCCGCGACACGCUGGGUUCGCUCCUGGGCAUCUUCACCCUGAUGCGCUGGAUACGCACCCUGGUAGCCAAGAUCACCGGCCGCCCCCCACCAGCCGACGCCAUGGCCCUAACCCCCGCAGCCUUUGCCCGCUUCGAGGGUCGUGGCAGCUCAGCUGCCGGUGCCGGCCCCCCGCGUGCCAGCCGCAAGCCCCUCUUCUUCUUCAUCCUCGCGGCCUUUGGCCUCCCCUACCUCAUGUCCAAGGCGAUCAAGUCCCUCGCCGCGUCGCAUGAGGAAGAGGAGAAGCGCCUCCAGCAGCAGCAGAUGGCUAUGCAGCAGCAGCAGCAGCAGACGCUCGACCCGUCCAAGCUCGAGUUCUGCCGUCUGCUGUACGACUUCAUCCCCCAGCCCAACACGGGCGUCGAGCUCGAGGCCCGCAAGGGUGACCUCGUCGCCGUCCUCAGCAAGAACGACCCCUUGGGCAACCCUAGCGACUGGUGGCAGUGCCGCUCGCGUGACGGGCGCCAGGGCUACCUCCCCUCAACGUACCUCGAGGUUCUCAGGCGUCCCGGCGGUGUCGGUGCCAAGGCUGACGUCAAGGCCAUCAAAGCCACACCUGCUAGCGAGAGCAGCCGUGCAAACUCGCUUACCAGUGCAAGCGAGGCUUCUGACCCGAAGAAGGAGUUGGUUCAUGCUACUGUUGACGGCAUGCAGAGGAGCCACUUUUAUUCUUGA